CACAGUUUUCCAGUGCUGCGGGGCUGGCGCGGCAUACUGAUGACAAAAACAUGGAAUUGCGGAAAAACAGAAACUAUUUUGUGAACUAAACAGGCUUUGAUUAUUAAAUAAUUUAACUGCGUUAACACAUUUCCAGGAAAAGGCUCUCCAUUCGGGAGCUUUAAAAACAGCAUAAGCUAACUGCCGUACAUGUAUAUGGUCUCUAACCCCAGAGACAUGCACGCCCCUCUAAAACUUAACAUCAUUGGUGAGGCUUGCUUUACCGUCAAUUUACCAUCAUUUGUUAUGAAUGGCCAUUAGUUGAAAAAAAGAUUUAGCUUAGACGUUAUAAACGACGACAAAAAGUCACGUAUUUUAGACGACUAAUUAGUUUAGCCUUGUAAAAGGAAGCUGCCAAUGUAUUUAAUUCACUGAUUAUUCUCCGUGCUGAAGAUUUGGGUCGGGAUACGAUAAACGACCACUGACAGGACUACAUGAACUAUGGACACGUCUGACCAAGGGACGAUGCCUCCGUUUAAAGAGUUUUUGUUAACUUUCUUCAUGCCAGAAAAAUGUUAUGACCACUUUUUUAUUUACUUCAACUUUAUGCACGUACCUUGUCUGAAGAUUAUCCUGAGUAAGAUUAUGGGAAUAUUUAUUUUGAUGGGAAUUGUUAUUGCUCCACUGCCUCAGAUCUGCAAAGUUCUUUGGUCUGGAAGUUCUAAUGGACUGUGUCUUGCAUCUGUUUUUCUGGAGCUGUUGGCCAUCUCUACUCAUGCAGCUUUCUGCUACACUCAAAACUUUCCCAUUGGAGCCUGGGGGGAAAGUUUGUUUGCAUUGAUCCAGAUUGCUGUCCUGGCAUUGCUCAUCCAGCACUACCGAGGGAAAACCAUAAAAGGUAUAUAUUUUCUUGCUCUAUACUGUGGCUUUAUGUUCCUCCUGGCCUCACCUUUGACCCCUGUGUUAGUGGUUUUGACACUGCAUGAUUGGAAUGUGCUGUUGGUUAUUGCUGGAAGGUUUUUCCAGGCAGUCAGUAACUUUAAAUGUGGACACACAGGACAGCUGUCUGCACUCUCUGUUUUCCUGGACUUUCUCGGCUCUCUGGGGCGUAUCUUCAGUUCCCUGCAGGUCACAGGCCUUUCUCUCUCAAGUCAGAUGCAUGCACUGGCCUGUUGUGGCAGUGGGGUGAUGUUAGCACAGAUCCUGAUGUACUGGAAUAAAUGCAUGACAAACCGUGAGAAAGAAGGGCAAGUGCAGAAAGACAAGGCUGAAUAAAAGAGAGCAAAGGAAAGAGGUUUCAGCUGUUCGGACUAUCGACAUAUGGUUUUGAGCCCCAUUCUGUUGGUAAUCAAAUGAAUUGUAUGUGUUUUAGUAAUGGCUUUAUUAUACAAACCAUCUUCAUAUCAGUAGUGUUAUCAAAUCUAAAUUGGGUUAAUUCAGCAAAAGCUGAAUUUUUUUCUGACGUGAACAGUACUAAUCAAGCUAUUUUGAUUUGCUUGGGUAAAUUCUGCACCAAUUCAGUUAAUGCUGGGAACAGAUGUGAUAAAUCUGUAAAAUCAAUCAGUUGGGUAAUCUGAUCCAUCUCUGUAUAAAAGUGACCAACCAAUAACAAGCAAAAAAGACAAACUUUGAAUGCUUUUGUAGCCAAAAUUCGAAUGCUUAAUUCUCAAGUCAGCCUCUGUGUGGCAGUAGUAACGAACUCAAGUGAGCUUGUGAAAAUUGCAAAAGGCACCACUAGGUGGCAGAAGAGUAGUUUUUACUCUUUUUAUUGCGUAUUAUUGAGUUUCUACUUUCAUGCAUUCUCUAGUGUUGUAAAUAUAUGUUGUUUCUUUUUUCUUUUUUUUGUUACUUGGUCAGAUAUAUUCUGACUUGGAUUUAUGUCUCAGAAUGUGCUUUUGCACUCCUGGAAAAAGAGGUUGUGAAUCAUCCAAAGUCUCAUGAAAUGUUUGUAUUUUCAGUCUUAAGAUGUAAUUUUCAGACAUCUUUUUCUGUAAUAAAUAUGUUUCUAAUAUUGUUAAAGCUCCUCUAA
Messenger RNA from Megalobrama amblycephala (Wuchang bream), 2008 nucleotides. RefSeq names its product mannose-P-dolichol utilization defect 1a (gene mpdu1a). Gene Ontology annotation, biological process: oligosaccharide biosynthetic process. The transcript is spliced from 8 exons. Lineage: Eukaryota; Metazoa; Chordata; Actinopteri; Cypriniformes; Xenocyprididae. The record is from RefSeq and is a predicted model, not a curated record. The coding region runs from base 481 to 1254 and encodes 257 amino acids.